Molecule: messenger RNA, 1066 nt
Organism: Cuscuta epithymum
Lineage: Eukaryota; Viridiplantae; Streptophyta; Magnoliopsida; Solanales; Convolvulaceae
Source: the annotation of a GenBank genome assembly
ACGAUAAUGGAAUAGGGAAGCCCAUUUAGUCAUUUCACGGUCCAAGAACAUAACCCCAACGAUUGCAUAUUUUUUCAGUCCAAAACCAAAACCCUUUCUGGCAGUGGCAAUCCAUCGCCUCGUCUUCGUCAUCUUCAAGGUGAGUUCACUCUGUGUUGUUCGCAGUAUUUCAUCCAGACCUCUAACUUUUACGCUUAACAUACAUACAUAUGAGCAUUCCCCGCUGUAUUUAAAUUUGGACAGUUCAAGAUCUGUGCUUUUCGUCAGUGUUUAGGUUUUUCAUCUGACGCCGAUUUGCUGCUUUUAUGUUUCCAUUAGGUAGUCUCCGUGAUUCACAGCACCAAUGGCCCCGAAAGGUGAAUCUGCUAAGAGAGUUGAUCCCAAAGCUCAGGCUGCGAAGGUUGCCAAAGCUGUGAAAGGCACUACCUUCAAGAGGAAAGGUAAGAAGAUCCGCACAAAGGUCACAUUCCACAGGCCCAGGACAUUGAAGAAGGAAAGAAACCCUAAAUAUCCUCGCAUCAGUGCUCCUCCUAGGAACAAGUUGGACCACUUCCAAAUUCUCAAGUAUCCAUUGACCACUGAGUCCGCUAUGAAAAAGAUUGAGGAUAACAACACAUUGGUCUUCAUUGUUGAUAUCCGGGCUGACAAAAAGAAGAUUAAGAAUGCUGUCAAUAAGAUGUAUGGGAUCAUGACUAAGAAAGUGAACACUCUAAUCAGGCCAGAUGGAACUAAGAAGGCAUAUGUUCGGUUGACUCCAGAUUCUGAUGCCCUGGAUGUUGCGAACAAGAUCGGGAUCAUCUGAGCAUAAUGUUAUGUUUUAUUGUCUAGAUACUAUAUUUACAAUUUUCAAUUACUACUGCUCAGAGAUUCUUGCGAUGGUGUUUAAGUAGAGUUUAAAUCAGUUCCUAAUUUUAUGAACUAUACACUAAUCUGAUAUAAAUCUCGAAUUCUAGUUUUGUACACUCAUAUAAGAUUUAGGUUCGAAAUUAAGUCAUCCUUCCAUGUAAAUAUGUGCUGACUGCAUGAUUUUGGAUAAAAGGGGUAUCAUACUACCAUUGUACUAAAC